UCCCAAUUCUUGCACAAGAAUUUGGAUCGCAAUCUCAUUCGUGGCAUAGAUUUUGAUCAAGGCUUAAGACAAGAAUCGAUAUCUGGUGAAUGUCCGCCUAAGAAUCGCGACGACAUAUGUAUUACAUACAAAGAUGAGUGCGGGGAAGACCGCGAUCAUUGUGUUGAAGGUCAGGGCUCCAGACAAGAACCGAUAUCUGGUAGAUGUCCGAAAUUGAACAACAAAAUGAUCGCUUGUUUCCGACGCUACGAUCAUUGUCCGCGAGUCGGUCUCUAUUGUGUUGACGGCGUUUCCCAAUGUUGUCCCGGAGAGUGCGACCCUAAUAACUUUACAGAU
Medioppia subpectinata is the source of this 336-nucleotide messenger RNA. Lineage: Eukaryota; Metazoa; Arthropoda; Arachnida; Sarcoptiformes; Oppiidae. The record is from the annotation of a GenBank genome assembly.